CUGGAGAGGCAGACGUUCAUAAUCAUGGCGUCUCUGUUGCGCCAGAUUGUCGCCGGUCCAAGGACUCGCCACCCUCAGGCUGAUUUGGAUUUAUGCUAUGUCACGGAUAAUAUUAUUGUUACCUCCGGCCCUUCACAGGCUUACCCACAACUCGCAUAUCGUAACCCUCUACAGCAGCUCGUAAACUUCCUCGACUCGCAGCACGGAACAGACUGGGCGAUAUGGGAGUUUCGGGCGGAGGGCACUGGGUACCCGGACGAGGCGGUGUACGGGAGGGUCAGACACUACCCCUUCCCUGAUCACCACCCCCCGCCGUUUAGGCUGGUGCCUAUGAUGAUGGCCAGCAUGAGGAACUGGCUCAAGGGCGGGGAGCUGCAUGUGGAGGGGGAUGCUGGGGGUGCCGCCGUCGCCGGGGGUUCGGCCGGUGCAGCCGACGCGAGAGAUGCAGACGGCAGAGGCAGCGCAGAUGGCAAGGAACUCGCUGGGAUCAAGGAAAGCAAACGGGUCGCCGUCGUCCACUGCAAAGCGGGCAAAGGCCGCAGCGGCACGGUGAGCUGCAGCUACCUCAUAGCCGAGGAGGGCUGGACGGCCGAGGACGCGCUCCAGCGCUUCACGCAGCGCCGCAUGCGGCCGCAGUUCGGCGCGGGUGUCACCAUACCCUCGCAGCUGCGGUGGGUGGGCUACGUGGACCGGUGGACGCGCGGCGGCAAGCUGUAUGUGGAUCGGCCUAUCGAGAUUGUCGAGCUGCGCGUCGUGGGGCUGCGCAACGGCGUGCGGCUCGACGUCGAAGGGUUCGAGGACGAGGGCAAGCGCAUCGUGAGCCUGCACACCUUCGAUCGCAGCGAGCGGCGCAUUGUUCACGGCGACCCCCCGGACGGCGGUGGCCUGGCGGACGCCGUGUGGGAUCUGGCCGGGUACCCGGCCGCCAAGGCCCCGGCGCAGGCGGACCUGGCCGAGGCGGCCAACGACGAGAGGCCCGGCGGCGGCGCAGACACGGCGCCCAGCACUUCAACUAAGCUGGACCUGCUCAGGAAGCAGUCGACCAAGCUCAUAAGGAUGGCGUCCGCGGCGAGCAUAUUCAAGGGAGGGGGCGGCACGUCGACGACGGCAGCAGCAGCAGCACCAGCAGCAGAGGAGGGCAAGACGCCCGAGUCUGGCGGCGAGCAGCAGCAGCAGCAGCAGCACCGGCAGCAGUCAUCUUCUGCGUCGUCCUUCGUCACGGACGAGGAACCCGGCGGCAAGUCGGUCGUCUUCAGGCCCAAGACGCCCAUCAUCGUUCCCAACAGCGACGUCAACAUCUCGGUGGAGCGGCGCAAUCGCGCCCGUAAGGGCAUGGGGCUAACCGUCACCACGGCCGUGGGACACGUCUGGUUCAACGCUUACUUCGAGGGUGGCGGCCCCGAGAAGGAGAAGGACGGUGGCCGCCCGGACACCGAAGGCGUCUUCUCCAUCGCCUGGGAGGCAAUGGACGGCAUCAAGGGCACCAGCAGGAAGGGGACCAGGGCUCUGGACAGCCUCGAGGUCGUCUGGCGCGUCGCAGGGUCGUCAGACGGUGAGGUGGUGCGUGAGCCGGCGCAGGGGGAUCCCGUGCCGGAGCCCGAGGCGGCGGAUUGGAAGGGCGGUGCUGAGGCGGAGCAGAGGACGGAGGAUGUGACCGGCGACGGGAACGGGGAAGAGGAUAGCCAUGAUGAGGAGGAACACGGAGGGGGGAAAGGAGUCGAGGAUAUGACCGAGACGGCGUCGAUGGAUGGCGUCAAGACUAGCGGUCCUGGCGGGGAGGAGCUGCCACGGCGGUGA
Geosmithia morbida is the source of this 1797-nucleotide messenger RNA. Its product is annotated as PTPc DSPc. Lineage: Eukaryota; Fungi; Ascomycota; Sordariomycetes; Hypocreales; Bionectriaceae. Gene Ontology annotation, cellular component: cytosol; plasma membrane; cell projection. The record is from RefSeq and is a predicted model, not a curated record. The transcript has 3 exons. Gene Ontology annotation, molecular function: protein tyrosine phosphatase activity; protein tyrosine/serine/threonine phosphatase activity; phosphatidylinositol-3,4,5-trisphosphate 3-phosphatase activity. Gene Ontology annotation, biological process: cell motility; negative regulation of cell population proliferation; phosphatidylinositol dephosphorylation.